Molecule: messenger RNA, 579 nt
Organism: Blastomyces gilchristii SLH14081
Lineage: Eukaryota; Fungi; Ascomycota; Eurotiomycetes; Onygenales; Ajellomycetaceae
Exons: 2
Coding region: 1-579 (192 amino acids)
Source: RefSeq, a predicted model, not a curated record
AUGCCCAGGCACACCAGUCUCCCUCGCGGCCCAGAGGGUACCAUCUACGAGGCAAGCGGAUUCAACAACAAUUUAAGGAUUGAGAUCAAUCCCACAAAGAUUAAGUUUAUCAAAGAGCUGAAAACAUCGGAGGCAUUAUUGAUAUUUCAUGUGAACUAUGAUGACAUGCCCCGUGUUCUGAAAGUUUUCCACAACAAUGAAGAUGCUGGGUAUGCUGAUGACAGGGUCUGUGACUUGAAUCACGCUCGCUGCAAAAUCCGGGCUUAUUGCAGCCUCAAGCGAUCUGGCAUAUGCAAUGGGGGCUAUGUGCCACAGUUUUAUGAAUACACACUAUCCUUGCGCUCAACUGUCCUUGCCCCUCAUCUGAAUGCCUUUCAACGCGAUGCUGGCCUCUCAAGUGCAAUUUUGAUGGAAUUCCUGCUGAACCCUUUGAUAGUGAACUGCAUCACUUAUAGCAAAGAGCAAAUGACCAAGGCAGUCAAAGGCAUUCAACAGAUACAUUCAGCUUUAGUUGAGCACAAUGACCCUUAUCUCAAAAACAUUAUGAUUGUUCCUGAUGACUCGGAAAGAGUUGUGUGA